Molecule: messenger RNA, 1807 nt
Organism: Phytophthora nicotianae INRA-310
Lineage: Eukaryota; Oomycota; Peronosporomycetes; Peronosporales; Peronosporaceae
Exons: 1
Coding region: 37-1383 (448 amino acids)
Source: RefSeq, a predicted model, not a curated record
GGACGGACGCUAUACCUUGAACUACCACACGUAUCGAUGGAGAGCUCCGACUCGCUUGAUGCAGCCUUCGUUAAUGGAACGUUUCAGCUAGAUGAUACAAACGGUGAUGGUGCAACAGGAUAUUUGUCUUCACUGGGCGGCGAGGAGUGGGACCCUGAGGUUCUUCUAAGCGCAAUGGAUAGCGAUUUCGGAGGAGGCUAUGGUCCAGAAUUGCUACCUAUAACCCCAUUCCAAUGGGUAAACGCGCCAAAUGUGGAGAAUACUUUGAUCGAAGAGUCAGCGCCACCACAACGAAAGAAAAAGAAGCUCAACUACGAUCCGAACAAGGCAAGAAAUGAACGUCGCUUCCAGCUAAUCGAACUACGGGACGAAGUCAAAGAGCUCGAGAUGAAGCUCAAGCAGUUGCAAAUAAUCCGAAUCAAGAAGAAGCCUACAGGCGCUCAACAUAAGAAAUACCGAUCGAAUCAUACCAAGUCCACCGGUAUGUCUGCGGUGUGGAAGGAGUUUUGUAUUCGUCAGCUGGAACAACGACUCAGAGCUGAACGGGAAAACAUACAUUUAAAGAAGAGUUGUGAAAGGGAGAUGGAAGUCGUCAAAGGUCUGAGGAAGUUGCUGUACCGGCACCCAUCCCAACGGGAUAUCAUGUAUCUGGGAGAAAAUACUCGUACAAGACGUAUCGAUAUCCCUACUGGGAGUCUGAAGCAGAUGGCAGCAAUGAUCUUUGACGAGCUGUCGACUGGCGUCGAGAAUUCCUAUCGGAUCGCAGAAGUCGUUAUUGAGAUUAACAGCCCUGUGCCGACGCAUAAAGUGACGCAGAAACCGCUACUACGUGAUGCCAUGAAUGGUAUGCGCAUGGAAGUGUUCGACCACCAUAUCUUGCCGUUCGAUAUGCGUGCAACUGGCGAUGCAUGGUGGAAACACUGGCAUAAUUACAGAGGUCAAAGCUGUGAAGCAGGCAACGUGGUCGCAGAAAGUUUUGGAUUGGAAUUCACUGACGUGAUGGCGAACACAACGGCCACGUUCUACGUGCAGCAGAUCUUACAUCGACAUGUUGAAGACCACCGAACAGUAAUUGUCUGGAACGCGUAUAUCGAGCCAUUCAUGUUCGAAAACGAGCGCGUUAGUGGCGUCUAUUUCCUAGAGCAAAGCCAUGUGAUUAUCAAACCUGACGACCAAUACUCCUCCUCUGAAGGUGCAGUCCCAACUCGAAUGUCGACCUGCGAGAUCAUCUCGCCCCACUUUUUAGAUCCGAAGUUGAAAGAAGACCCCAAAAUUACUGCUUUGACCGAUUUUGUAGCCAGCUCGCUGUCUUCCAACAUCAUGAUGCGCAACGAGAAAAUUGAGGACAUGCUGUUGGACCAAAGUCUGCGGCAACGUAGAUAAAACACCCUCCGCUUCAAGUUGCGGUGAUCCGGUCAACCAUUGCGUAUGCUCUUUAGAUUACGUGAAGUUCUCGAGCUACAAACAUGAGAUCAUUUAUUUAUCGCCGCAUUGCUGCAGUACCUGGUCCAGCAGCAGUGUCUCUACCAUCUCGCUAAGCGCCAUGAUGUUGGUGGACAGCGAGCUCACCAGAAAGUUAAUCACUGCCAUCGUUUUUGCGUCUUCUUUCAGCUUCGGAUCCAAAAAGUAGGGUGUGAUCACAUAGCAAGUCGACACUCGCGUAGCAUAGCCAUUGCUUCUCCCACAAACCCGUUCAGAGCUCCAAGAUUCAGGCUCGAUCAGCACGUAAUUUUGCUCAAGGAGGUAGACUCCACAGACGCGUUCGUUGGCAAAUCCAAAGGGUUCCACAUAUGAAUCCCACACAAAC